Molecule: messenger RNA, 5087 nt
Organism: Diorhabda carinulata
Lineage: Eukaryota; Metazoa; Arthropoda; Insecta; Coleoptera; Chrysomelidae
Product: putative nuclease HARBI1
Exons: 3
Coding region: 3792-5009 (405 amino acids)
Source: RefSeq, a predicted model, not a curated record
AAUAGAUCCAAUUGUACUGCUCAUUGACACAAAACGUUCAAUCAUAAAUAAUUGUGAAUUCCAACUUGUAGAUACGUCUCCGAUUAAAUGCUUUAAUUUUCCUUCGGGAACACCUUGCUGCAUUUGUAUCUGUCGCAACUCUUCAGCACCUACACCACUUUGGUGGAACCAAGUUACGAUCUUUCGGACUUUAUCCAAAAAAAGUUUAACCUCCGAAGAAUUCACAGCAUUUUCGACUACUAGAUUUAAUGUAUGUGCUAAGCAUCGAACAUGUUUUGCUCGUCCAAAAGUAAUUUCAAUAGCUUUAACUAUGUUACGACCAUUAUCUGUAGUAACACUCACAAUUUUUUCAUGAGAUAAUUCCCAAUUUUCACAAACUUUAAGAAUUACCUCCGACAAGUAUUCCCCUGUAUGAUUAUCAUGCAGUGGCUUACACGCAAUAUUUAUUGUUUUCAUUUUAUAGUUCUCUAUAAAAUGUACAGACACACCUAAGAAACACCUUAAUUGCAUAUCCUUCCAUUCGUCUAAUGUGAGACACACGUUUUUAACAGACCGUAAUUUUUCUUUGAUUAUGAUUUUUUUUUUCUUUAUAUUUAGUGUCAAUGAGAUUUGUGAUAGUUUUACGGCAUAGAACCUUGUAUAAGUCUUCAUUAAAUCUUUAAAACCUGUUCCUUCUACCAUACUGUAAGGAAGACUGUCCCGGCAUAUCAUUUCCGCAAUGCUCUGAGUUAUUUGUUUGUUUUUAUCACCAUCUUUAGCAUAUGCUGAUAUUUUUGAAAAAGCCGCUCCGAUAUCUGAUCUAGCUCGUUUUGGUGUCGAAGAUGAAGCCUCAUCACUUUCUGUUGUUGAAGAUUGAACCAAUGAAUUAUUAUGUCCCAACUUGGCAGCAUCUUGAAUAUCAACUUGAUGUAAAUUCUGCAGCGAUAAAAAUAAAAUCGAAAUCAAAUUAACAUGAAAACGUUAUUAACCUCCAAAAUAAUAAAGUACACUAGAAUGAGCAAUGAAAUAUAUAAUUUUAAUGUCAGUUGGUUUAUGCGUUUGAAAUUGAAGCAUAUAAAAUGUUGCUCUUUAUUUAAAUGUUAGAAUAAUGCUGUCAUAAAAAUCAUAAUCAAUAAUAAGUACUGCAUCAAAUGAUUAGUGUUACCUCGUCAGCUUUUAAGAUGUCAGAAUGUUUUCUUUCCAUGUGUUGUUUCAAAUUUGUAGUAUUACUACAUGUUCUCAACUCUUUUGGAAAGUAUUUACAUUUUGCGGUAGUAUUAUCUUUCUUCAUUAUAAAAUAUUUUCGCCAGCAGCUUCUGGGUGUUUUACCAAUGGAAGACAUUUUUAUGGUUAACAACAAUAUUUUGACACCUCAAAACUUCAAAGAGAUAAAAAAAGAUACAAAAGAUCACAACUUAUUAUGUAUUUGUACAUAAAGAUGGCGCUGAUUUUUUAUCGACCUGUUUACAUUUAAUAAACUUACUUACUCAUUUUUUCAUUCAUCGCAUAGAUGGCAUUACUUACAAAAAUCGAUUUAAAAUGCUUAAUUCAUGUAAUCGAUUCAUUAAAAAUCGAUUUUUACAAUUAAUAAAAUCGAUUACAAAAAAUCGAUACUAAGAAAGAAAUAAUCGAUUAAAACAUAAAUCGAUUAUUUAUUCACUUCCCUAAUUUAAAUGCGUUCAAUGUAUAAUUGUUGUUAAAGAUGUUUUAACCGUUGAAGAGCGAAAAGAAAAGUUAGAGUAUUAUCAUAUAAACAAAAAAGGACAUAGAGGAAUUAAUGAGCUUAAAAAUUCAUUGAGCUAAAAAUAUUAUUGGCCGAAAAUUUCGGAAUACUAUAGAGGAAUCAAUCUUUUUAACACUACUCUAAAAAUGACAACCAAAAUUUUAACCCAACUAAUAAAUCAAAGAAUAUCUUUUGAGGACGAACAACAAGGUUUCACCUUUUAUAUAAUAGACAAAUAGCGUUAAACAUCAUCAAAAAAAUUGAAGACAUAUAUAAGGACAACAAAAUACAGGCCAGAAUAGACGGACAACUUACAAAGGAAAUAAACAUAGGCACGGGUCUUCCCCUUCAAUCCUUUUAUUUUCCCUGAGCUUAUGAUGCUGCCACUAUAACUGAUCGCCCACAACUAGAAAAUACCUCCAUAUCAGCUACUCCUCUAGACCACAAAGUGGUGGUCCGCGAGAAAAUUUCGCUGGUCCGCAGAAUCGUACUCUUUCUGCGCGUAGAAUAACGGCGCGGGAAAUAAGUCUAACUGCUGCUGAAUGUUUUUUAAUGUGAAUUAUUUUUAAGUGAGUCAGUUUUAAUAUUAAUAUACUACUGAGUACCUACAUUAAACAAUAGAACACACCGUAAGUACCAAACUUUUCAUUUUAAUUUUUGCACGGUUACGUCAAUACAUAACCUCAAUUUACACACUUCAUAAUAUUUAUUUUUAAUAAAUAAUAGCGUUCUGUGUUGAACCGAGGCAGACGAGAGAACAGGCCGGAAUGAACCGAGGCCGACGAGAGAACAGGCCGGAAUGAGCGCGCCAUAUUUGCUGCGCACUCUUCGCUAGUAGUCCUCAGACCUCAAUGAUUUCUUCUUAUUUUCGCAGAUCAAAAAUAAAUUGGGAGAUCAACGUUUUUCUACACCUGAAGAAGCGGUUGAUGCGUUUUUUGAGGUUAUCAGCGAUUAAGACCGUGUAAUCAUCCGUGUCCUGUCAAACCAUGAUAUUUGCUUCCCAUUGUCAACAAGAAAUUUCCCUCGAACAGUUUUUCUUUCUUGUAUAGAAACUGUGGUUUCUUUUGGGGGCCUUUUUAGGCAAGGUGCUAACUACAUGCUACCACGUGCAGAGCUGAUGGAAGACUGGCUUCCCUACCGCAACCGCUGGAGCUAUACAACAAAGUUGUCACAUAUUCAAAACAAUUAACCAAGACAUCGAACUUAAAACUGCACCUAUUCCGUAGCAUCGGUGGUCAAUUCAAAUUGUUUAUUGAAAUAGGGAUAAGCUAAUAUAGGUUAUAGGUGAAAUUAGUAAUUGUUUACAGGUAUUAAAGCAGUUGAUAAAUUCUUCUGUACGUUCUACUUUUUUGCCUUUCUUUUAACAUAUCGUCAUUGUUUUUUUUUAUUUUCAUUGUUUUUAUUGAAUGUUUUAUUUUUGAUGUAAAGGUUAACGGAUCUCCUUGUUUUAAAAAAACAUCAGAAAAUUUUUUACUUAAUUUAUUAUAUUAUUUUUUUCUUCGGCUUUCAUAAUAUGGUCUGUUCGAAUUAAUACCGUCAACCGGGGUGAAGUUAGACAAUUUUUAGCGUUUUUGGCAAAUAACUUUUUUAUCGUAACUUCAAAAAUUUUGAAAAAAAUCAGUAAGAUAGUUCCAUAAUUACCCAACGCAAAUGUCACAUUAAAUAUUUGAUAGUAUUAAUCAGUUUUUAUUUUUUAAAUUUUGUCCAACUUCAACCGCAUUUUGGGGCGGGAUUGGACAAGCCUUGUUUAAUGGCUUAAACGUCAAUUUUCCACCUUCUAAUGAUGGAGUUGGACACAGGACAUAUUUUUAAAAAGGUUUUUGAUUAGAUUUGCAAUUAUUCAGUACAAAUAAUAAUAUCCAACGGUGAUAAAUAAACAAAUGUUUUAUUAAUAAAAAAAUUAAAAAAUUAUUCAAAAAAUUAAAACAAAAUUAAAAAACGUAACAAUACUUCUGAAAUUAACAGUACAAAAAUAAAAAUCACUUCUAACGCGGGAUUUACAUUUACGAGUACUCGGAUCCGAGUUAUAUUUGCGAGUUGAGUUCAAUCGUUUACAUUACGUCCGAGUAAAUUCAAAUUGUGUUUAAAAAUGGCUCCUUCAAGAAAAAAACGUGCCACUGUAACUUUAGUAUUGUUUAUGGUGUUUAAAAAGAGGAAAGAAUAUGACAAAGUUAAACGAAAUAGAACUAUUUGGGUUAAACAACAUUUACAAGAGCGCCACAGACUUGGAAUUGAAGAAAAUCUGCUAAAAGAUUUGUUAACCCAAGACGGGAAAGAUUUUAAGAAUUUCAUGCGGAUGGACUACGAAACAUUUUGUAUGUUACAUAUAAAGGUUUCCCCCUAUAUAAAAAAACAGAAUACAUGCUUACGAAGUGCUAUAAGUUCUGAAUUACGCCUUGCAAUAACAUUAAGAUUUCUUGCAACUGGAGAUAGCUAUAGGUCAUUAGAAUAUCUGACCAGAGUAUCAGCUUCCACAAUAAGUUUAUUUGUUCCUCAAGUAUGUGAAUAUGUAUAUGAAGUGUUGCAGUCCCAGUAUAUGAAGUUUCCUUGCACAAAAGGCGAGUGGGAAAAAAUUGCCAAGGAAUUUGAAAACAACUGGAAUUUUCCAUAUACCAUUGGUGCUAUAGACGGCAAACAUAUUGUAAUAGAAGCACCGCCCAAUGCAGGAUCCUACUAUUUCAAUUACAAGGGCACACAAAGUAUAGUGUUAUUCGCUUUAGCAGACGCAAACUAUAAUUUUUUGUAUAUUGAUGUUGGUUGCAAUGGACGUAUAUCAGAUGGAGGUAUCUUCAAAAAUUGUACAUUAAAUCAAGCAUUGCAAGAAGCCACUUUAAAUCUACCACCUGAUAAAUGCUUACCAAAUCGCAUUAAGCCAGUACCGUAUGUUAUGCUAGGGGAUGAGGCAUUUGCUCUUUCAAAGAAUCUUCUAAAACCAUUUCCAAGGAGCAGGCCUCUUAAUGCAAAACAGAAAGUUUUUAAUUACCGACUCUGUCGUGCACGUAGAGUAGUAGAAAAUGCCUUUGGUAUUUUGACAUCACGUUUUCGAAUAUUUAGAAAACCAAUUUGUCUAAAAGUAGAAACUAUUGAUAAAAUCGUUUUAACCGCAUGUGUCUUACAUAACUUCUUAAAAAAACAAUGCCAAGAGGUUACCCUAAAUUACGAGCUUGAAGAUAUUCCAACAAGUAUGAGAGGAAUAGCUCAUCAAGGAAGUAACAAUGCGAGUGAAGUCGCGCAUUCAAUACGUAACGAAUUUGCAGAAUAUUUUUAUAAUGAAGGCCAAAUUGAUUUUCAGUGGAAACAUAUUUAGAAAUUAUUUGAUUUUGAUUUUUCAACAUAUGAAAAUAAUUUAUUGUUACUUAUUAAUAAAUGACUAAACACUAAAUAA